AUGAUGAACAGUAUGCUUGGGAGUCUUCUGCUGGAGGUUCCUUCACUGUCCGUGCUGACCAUGGAAGACCAAACAGAGUACUUGGAAGAGAGGCGGGUCAAAGAAGUGGUGAAGAAGCACUCUCAGUUCAUAGGCUAUCCCAUCACACUUUAUCUGGAGAAAGAACGUGAGAAGGAAGUCAGUGAUGAUGAGGCUGAAGAAGAGAAAGAUGAGAAAGAAGAGGAAGAUAAAGAUGAUGAAGAGAAGCCUAAGUUUGAAGAUGUGGGCUCAGACGAGGAGGAUGAUAGUGGCAAAGAUAAGAAAAAGAAGACAAAGAAGAUAAAGGAGAAGUACAUUGAUCAGGAAGAACUGAACAAGACCAAGCCCAUUUGGACCAGGAACCCUGAUGACAUCACCCAGGAGGAAUAUGGAGAGUUCUACAAGAGUCUUACCAAUGACUGGGAAGAUCACUUGGCAGUGAAGCACUUCUCUGUAGAAGGUCAACUGGAAUUCAGAGCACUGCUGUUCAUCCCCCGUCGGGCUCCUUUUGACCUCUUCGAGAACAAAAAGAAAAAGAACAACAUCAAACUGUAUGUCCGCCGUGUGUUCAUCAUGGACAGCUGUGAUGAGUUGAUUCCGGAAUAUCUCAACUUCAUCCAUGGGGUGGUUGACUCUGAAGACCUUCCCCUGAACAUCUCCCGAGAAAUGCUCCAGCAGAGCAAAAUUUUGAAGGUUAUUCGUAAGAACAUUGUUAAGAAGUGCCUUGAGCUCUUCUCUGAGCUAGCGGAAGACAAGGAGAACUAUAAGAAGUUCUACGAGGCAUUCUCUAAAAACCUGAAGCUUGGAAUCCAUGAGGACUCCACUAACUGGCGACACCUUUCUGAGCUGCUGCGCUAUCACACAUCCCAGUCUGGAGACGAGAUGACUUCUCUCUCAGAAUAUGUGUCUCGCAUGAAGGAGACCCAGAAGUCCAUCUAUUACAUCACUGGUGAGAGCAAAGAGCAGGUUGCCAACUCCGCAUUUGUGGAGCGCAUGCGGCAGCGGGGCUUUGAGGUGGUGUACAUGACGGAGCCCAUCGAUGAGUACUGUGUACAGCAGCUCAAGGAGUUUAAUGGGAAGAGUCUGGUCUCUGUGACCAAGGAGGGCCUGGAGCUGCCCGAGGACGAGGAGGAGGAGAAGAAGAUGGAGGAGAGCAAGGCAAAGUUUGAGAACCUCUGCAAACUCAUGAAGGAGAUCCUGGAUAAGAAGGUGGAGAAGGUGACGAUCUCCAACAGGCUCGUGUCGUCACCCUGCUGCAUCGUGACCAGCACCUGUGGCUGGACCGCCAACAUGGAGCGCAUCAUGAAAGCCCAGGCGCUUCGGGACAACUCGACCAUGGGCUACAUGAUGGCCAAAAAGCACCUGGAGAUCAACCCUGACCACCCCAUUGUGGAGACCCUGCGGCAGAAGGCAGAGGCGGACAAAAACGAAAAGGCGGUCAAGGACCUGGUGGUGCUGCUGUUGGAAACUGCACUGCUCUCCUCUGGCUUCUCGCUUGAGGAUCCCCAGACCCACUCCAACUGCAUCUACCGCAUGAUAAAGCUCGGCCUGGGCAUCGAUGAAGAUGAGGUGACGGCAGAGGAGCCCAGCACUGCUGUUCCUGAUGAAAUUCCGCUCCUUGAGGGUGACGAGGACGCCUCUCGCAUGGAAGAAGUAGAUUAGGAGUUUCUACCUGCAGACUACUCCCUCUGUAUAGCGUCCCCAUGGCUCCUGCAGCAGCAGCAGCCCCAGUAGCCCUGGCCCAUGUGGUUCCCUCUGCCGAUGUCUAGUGGUUUUAUUUCUGUCCUUCUAAGGCAGGAUACAUGGACCUCAAGCCCUAUCCUUCCAUGUUUGACAUGGGGUUUGAAUGUUGUGUGUUGUGUUUUUUUUGUUUAUUUUGUUCUGAAAUUAAAGUAUUAAAGAAGAAAAAAAAAAAAAA
This is a messenger RNA of Bubalus bubalis (water buffalo), 1936 nucleotides long. Its product is annotated as heat shock protein HSP 90-beta-like. Bases 1 to 1680 code for a protein of 559 amino acids. Lineage: Eukaryota; Metazoa; Chordata; Mammalia; Artiodactyla; Bovidae. Gene Ontology annotation, molecular function: ATP binding; ATP-dependent protein folding chaperone; disordered domain specific binding. Gene Ontology annotation, cellular component: protein-containing complex; perinuclear region of cytoplasm; cytosol. The record is from RefSeq and is a predicted model, not a curated record. The transcript is spliced from 2 exons. Gene Ontology annotation, biological process: protein stabilization; protein folding; cellular response to heat.